This is a messenger RNA of Helianthus annuus (common sunflower), 1308 nucleotides long. Its product is annotated as purine permease 3. Gene Ontology annotation, molecular function: purine nucleoside transmembrane transporter activity. Lineage: Eukaryota; Viridiplantae; Streptophyta; Magnoliopsida; Asterales; Asteraceae. The coding region runs from base 149 to 1219 and encodes 356 amino acids. The record is from RefSeq and is a predicted model, not a curated record. The transcript is spliced from 3 exons. Gene Ontology annotation, cellular component: membrane.
CUCUUUGCUACUUAUUUAACCAGUUUUCCUCUUCUCCCCAACUCAAAUCAGCUGUUUGUGUUCUUUCUUCCAAAUUUAACGGCUAUUUCUUGGAGGACUCAUCUGAUUCCUGCACCUGAAAGAGAUCACAAUUGCAAGAUUUGAUAAGAUGGAGACAGGGAUUAUAAGCAACCAACAAGAGCUAAACAGUGACAAGAUGAGCAACUCCAUGAAGAAGGCCCUUCUUGUUCUGAACUGCGUAAUGCUAGGCAUAGGCAAUUGCGGUGGCCCGAUGGUUCAACGUCUUUACUUUGUAAAAGGCGGGAGUCGAAUUUGGAUAUCGAGCUGGUUGCUAACAGCGGGCUGGCCAAUUUUAUUCAUCCCAUUAAUCUGUUCUCUUUUGUACAAAAGAAGAAAUGGAAGCCAAGAAACCAAGUUGUUCUCAUUGAAGCCACCUGUCUUCUUUUCUUGUGUUACUCUUGGAGUUUUGACUGGUUUAGACGAUUAUCUUGCUGCUUAUGGUGUUUCUCGUUUACCCGUUUCUACAUCUGCUUUGAUAAUGUCUACCCAGUUAGUGUUUACUGCUGGAUUCGCGUUUCUGUUGGUGAAACAAAAGUUUUCUCCUUUCACAAUCAAUGCUGUGUUUUUGAUAUCUAUUGGUGCUAUGGUUCUCGCACUUCAUUCCAGCACUGAUCGGCCUGAUCAUGAAUCGAGCAUCAAGUAUUACGAAGGGUUUUUCAUGACAUUAGGAGCAGCGGUGUUGUACGGGUUCAUUCUACCAUCAAUAGAGUUGACUUUCAAGAGAGCUAAACAGCCCAUUACUUACUCUUUGGCAAUGGAGAUGCAAAUUGUUAUAUCGUUCUUUGCUACCGCCUUUUGUACUAUUGGAAUGCUGAUCAACGGCGACUUUGAGGCAAUUCCUCAAGAAGCAAGGAACUUUGAGCUCGGGGAAGUGACAUAUUACGUGAUUCUAUCGAUCAAUUCCCUUUUGUGGCAAUUCUUCUUUCUUGGAGCAAUCGGGGUCAUAUUUUGUGCCUCGUCUUUAUUGUCUGGAAUAAUAAUUGCUACGCUGCUUCCUGUGACUGAAUCGUUAGCCGUUUUGAUUUUCCAUGAUCGGUUUCAAGUUGAAAAAGGAAUUUCGCUUGCGUUAUCUCUUUGGGGAUUCAUCUCCUACUUCUAUGGAGAGCUUAUACAUGUCAAAAAGAUGAAGGCUGGCCUCGAAGUUGGUUCAACACCAUGAAACUAGCCAACUGCAUGAACUUUUAUUACUUAUAUGUAAAAUGUAUAGCUUCUGACUAUGCCUUCUAUUUUGACUCACCGUUCACCCGA